This is a messenger RNA of Drosophila teissieri, 1464 nucleotides long. Its product is annotated as acidic mammalian chitinase. Bases 16 to 1431 code for a protein of 471 amino acids. The record is from RefSeq and is a predicted model, not a curated record. Gene Ontology annotation, biological process: chitin catabolic process; carbohydrate metabolic process. Gene Ontology annotation, cellular component: extracellular region. Gene Ontology annotation, molecular function: chitin binding; chitinase activity. The transcript is spliced from 5 exons. Lineage: Eukaryota; Metazoa; Arthropoda; Insecta; Diptera; Drosophilidae.
CCUACGAAGUGCAGGAUGAAGUUAGUUUCGAUUUGGGCGUUGGCUGCUCUUUGCCUUUGCCUUGGACAAGUGGCCAGCAGCGAAAAGCUGCUUAAUUGCUACUGGGGCACCUGGGCCAACUACCGUCCUGGAGAUGGAAAGUUCACUCCCGCGGACAUCGACCCCUCCCUGUGCACCCACAUCAGCUACACCUUCUUCGGAAUCAGCGAUGCCGGCGAGUUCAAGUCCCUAGACACCUGGCUGGACAUGGACGAUGGACUAGGUUUCAUUAGCCAGACGAUUGCGCUGAAGCAGCGCAACCCAAGCCUCAAGAUUUUAGCCGUAGUUGGUGGCUGGAAUGAAGGUUCCACCAAGUACUCGGCCAUGGCCGCCGAUCCUGCCAAGCGUGCCACCUUUGUGUCAACUUCGCUGGCUUUCAUUCAGCAGUACGGCUUUGAUGGUUUGGAUUUGGACUGGGAGUACCCUGGACAGCGAGGAGGCAGUGAAGCGGAUCGCGAAAACUUCGUUACUCUGCUGCGCGAGAUUAAGGAAACCUACGACCAGUAUGGAUUGGAACUGGGUAUUGCUGUCGGUGCCUCCGAGAAAUCGGCCAGCAUAUCAUACGACAUUCCGGCCAUUUCGCAGCACUUGACUUUCAUUAACGUUAUGACCUACGACUUCCACAUGGCUCUGGAUGGCUAUCUGGGUCUGAACGCUCCUCUGCCCGAGGUCGCCGAAUCCAUUGACUAUUGGCUUUCUCAUGGUGCACCCGCUGAGAAACUUAUCUUGGGCAUUGGCUUCUAUGGCCACAGCUACCAGAUGUCCGAUAGCUCACAGAACUGGCCCGGAGCUGCGUGCAUUGGUCCCGGAUCUGCUGGCGUCUACACCCGGGAAAAUGGGUUCAUGGGCUACCACGAGAUCUGCCUGAACAACUGGCAAACCGUUUUCGACCAGGAGAACGGUGCUCCAUAUGCUUUCCAGGGAGAUCAGUGGAUCGGCUAUGACAAUCCCGAAAGUAUCCAGCUGAAGAUGCAGCUGGUCGAGUCUCGCAAUCUGGGUGGUGCCAUGAUGUGGUCCAUCGAGACGGAUGAUUUCCGUGGCUUGUGCGGAGAGUCCUAUCCCCUGCUGAAGACCAUGAACCGUGCCCUGGGCAAGGAAGUGAGUGGAGGAGGUGGCAGCAGCGGAGGAGGAAGUGUUACUGCCGCUCCAACUGCUGCUCCAACUGCUGCUCCCACUUCGGCAACCACUCCCGGUGGUGGAAGUGGUGGCAACGGAGGAGGCUCCAGUGGAGACUGCUCCGCAGAUGGUCAUUUUCUAUGGGAGGGCGAUUGCAGUAAGUACUUCCAGUGCGCCGGUGGCAUCCGUUACGACUUUCAAUGCGGGGAAGGACUGUACUUCAGUAGCUCAACCAAAAUAUGCGACUGGCCGUCCAAUGUAGAUUGUCCCUAUUAAAUGAUUAGCAAAUGAAAAUAAACAAACAUGACU